Molecule: messenger RNA, 1495 nt
Organism: Drosophila kikkawai
Lineage: Eukaryota; Metazoa; Arthropoda; Insecta; Diptera; Drosophilidae
Product: 2-aminoadipate transaminase
Biological process (GO): biosynthetic process
Molecular function (GO): L-2-aminoadipate:2-oxoglutarate transaminase activity; pyridoxal phosphate binding
Source: RefSeq, a predicted model, not a curated record
CGAAUGGAGCUUUUCGCCAUUAACCACGAAAUACGUUGAAAGCUUUGGGGAGUCUGGAAUUCGCGAUAAGGCAUUAGUAUGCUUGGAAAACCACAGAACACAUGUCGCAGAACAGUGAAGAUCGCAAGCUCAAGCACCUCUUCGAUGGCGGCGCCUGGAACGUCUACGAGCCGGACAUCCUAAACCUCGGGGUUGGGGCUCCAGGCACAGAUCUCCUCGCCUCCAACUGCGACAACUUCAGGAAGGCCACGGACCAUUGCCUGCAACGGGAACUGCGGGACAACCAGUCGCUGAUUUUCCAGUAUGGACCCACCAGUGGGGCGUACGAGGUGCGCCAUGAGAUCGCCACAUAUUUCAGCGAAAUGUAUGGGAGCCCCGUCAAGAGUGAGGACUUAAUGAUCACCACUGGAGCUACCCAGGGCCUUCACCUACUUCUCUCGACGGUGGUCGACUUCCAGGGCUUUAUAUUCGUGGAUGAGUACACCUAUAUGAUAGCCCUGGAUAGUAUGAAGCAUUUCACCAGUCUCACCAUAGUUCCUGUGAAGCUCAACGAUGAUGGUGUGGAUCUGAAGGAUCUCGAGGAGCAGGUGGCCAAGCGACGCUUUGAUUCAAAGACCAAGGAGUUCUGGGGUAUAUACUACACUAUACCCACCUAUCAUAAUCCCACAGGGAUAUUGUUUUCACCAGAGAUUUGUCGUGGGAUUGUGCAGCUGGCCCGCAAAUACGACUUCCUGGUGGUCUGCGAUGAUGUCUAUACUAUCCUGCAUUAUGGCGAGAAACCGAAACAUUCCCGCCUGAUGUCCUAUGACGACAGAAGCGAUCCCAACUUUGCAGGCCAUGUCGUUUCCAAUGGAAGCUUUUCAAAGAUCCUGGGACCUGGCGUACGCGUGGGUUGGCUGGAGGUUCCGCCGCGGAUUAAGCCAAUCUUGGAUGGAAGUGGGUUUGCCAACAGCGGCGGUUGUUUUAACAAUUACACGGCUGGUAUUGUGGGUAGCCUCUUCGAGCUGAGGCUGGCCCAGAAGCAGAUUGCUCGCUUCUACGAGGCCUACAAGGAACGCAUGCUGGCCACCACCCAGGUGCUCCGCAAUGAGCUGCCCGAGGGAUGCAAAUUGGUCAGUCCCACGGGUGGGUACUUCAUCUGGGUGCGGCUACCCGAUCCGCUCGAUGCCAGGGAAUUCCUCAAGUACAGUUUGGAGCAUCACAAGAUUUACUUUAUAGCCGGACCACGCUUCUCCUUGGAUGGCGAGACGGGUAAGCAGUUCUUCCGGUUGUCCAUUGCCUUUUACCCGAAAGAUAAGCUGGUGGAUGGUGCCAGGAGGCUAUGCCACGCCCUCAGGGAUUAUAUAAAGGACGUAUCUUAAUAUGGCAAAACAAUUUUAUUGAUGUGGGCUGACUGCUAUCGUACUUUAAAUAAGGCUUAUAAAGAUGUGACUUGGCACUAAACUACUUAUCAAGAUGUUAUCUACUACAUAAAGAGAUAUACGAUAUACACACA